Molecule: messenger RNA, 2514 nt
Organism: Fonsecaea pedrosoi CBS 271.37
Lineage: Eukaryota; Fungi; Ascomycota; Eurotiomycetes; Chaetothyriales; Herpotrichiellaceae
Exons: 6
Coding region: 1-2514 (837 amino acids)
Source: RefSeq, a predicted model, not a curated record
AUGGCCAUUUCUUCCGACGUUUCUUUCAUCACCACCGAUGGCGUUACUCUACGAGGCAACUUGGUGACUCCUGACGAUGUCGCUGGAAAACUCUGCUGUGUCAUUCUCACCCACGGAUUUACCUGUGUCAAGGAAAUGGGACUGAUCGACAUCGCCACUCACCUGUCUUCUGCGCUUCCCCUGGCUUGUUUGGUGUAUGACCAUCGAGGAUUUGGUGCGAGUGACACGGCUCCCGCCUAUGUACGUGGUGAAAUCAUUCCUUCGCAGCAGGUCCUCGACCUCCGCGACGCUAUCACCUUUGCCUCGACCUUGUCGGUGGUCGACCCGGAUCGAAUCGCCCUUUGGGGAUAUUCCUACGCCGGGGGACACUCUAUACAAGUCGCCGCCAGUGACCAGCGGGUCAAGUGUUUGAUCGUUCACGCCCCUUGUAUCGACGGCGUCGAAACCGUCCAUCGGGUCAUUCCCGCCCACAACCUCGCCACGUUGAGACGACUUUUUGCCGCCGAUCGAAUCAACCGGAUCAAGGGAGAACCCCCAGGAACGAUACCGGUGGUGACGCCAGACGAGGGCGGGACAGCGGCAUUGGCCAGUCAAGACAGUUUUGCCUUUUUUCAUCGAUUCGAUCCAACAGUCGAUCAUGACAGUUCUUGGGUCAACAAGGUGACCUUGAGAUCACUUGAAGAAAUGUUCGGUUACGUUGCGCCUCUAUCCUCUCUUUCCCACGUCACUCCAACUCCGAUAUUAAUGGGAGUUGCUUUGAAAGAUACCAACGGUGAACCCGACAUGACUUUACGACACUACAGCAUGAUGCAUGAACCAAAGGAAUUGUGUCUCGUUGACUCGAAUCAUUACGGCUUUGUUUCCCCCGGCAACACCAGAGACAUCUUGCAGAAAAAGGAGGACCGCGACGACGUUGGUCUCAGUAAGAACGUGGGUAUAGGGCGAUGGCUCAUUCUCCGCGGUCCUGAGGGUUCCAGGACGAGGAACAUCUUUGGGACACCACAAAAGCUCCGUCUGGUGUUUUGGCGGAUGGUCUUGCAGGUCCUGUUCGAUCUCCAUCCCAUACUGGAGGCGUGCGGGGCACACGGGAUCAAAGUGCUGGUGAGCUCUGAUGGCGGAGCAGGGACCAACUCCCAGGUGGACUUCAUGGUGGGGGGGAUCCGUGAGAUCGCAGACCCCGCGUCGUGGGGUUUCCGCAUCGCGACAAUCACUUUUGACGCGCAACAUCGGGGAACCAUCUUGUCCCAAAUCUCCGCAGGCAAGACGAGACCCUGCGGGCCCGUGCCGGAACUGAAGCCCGAGGACGUCGACGAUGCGGCCUGUAUCGUGGCCCAAAUGGGCGCCGAGCCGUUUCUGGAGGUCUUGCGCGAUCCUUCGAUCGAUAUCAUCAUGGCGGGACGGUCGUUACGACCCGGCUCCCUUUGCGGCGUUUUGCAUCCACAAUGGCGUCCAGCCAUCCGCGGCCUGGCACAUGGGUUUGUCCUCACGCCCACCAAUCCCAACGCUCGAUGUACUCCCCUGACGGUCGCGGCUCAUACCAUGUACGAGAAGACCCGACCAGACAGACUGCCCGGACCGGGCAGGGUCUUGUAUCUUGAUAGCGCAACGUACCUACAAGAACCCGACGGGCGAAGCGUCGUGGUCCAAGGGGCCGAGUUCAGACCGACUCGGCAGCAGUAUGAAGUGAAGCUAGAAGGUGCGCGAAAAGUGGGAUUCCGAUCCAUUUUCAUCGGGGGCAUCCGAGACCCGUUUCUCAACGACUGCAUCGACGACUUUCUUGGUGGCCCACAACUCUUCUUCCACCUCUACGGCAAGAACGCCGUCAUGGGUCCGCUGGAGAUGUCGACCCAGACGCCCCACGAGAUCGGGGUGCUGCGUGAAGCUGUCGCGCAGACGCCAAAGGCUGCGAGUGCCCUUGCUGAAUACUCGCGCACCCUGGUCCUCCAUGGGGCCUACAAGGGCCAACUUGCCACAGCUGGCAACCUGGCGUCACCGCUGACCCCGCUCGAGUCCGACGUUGGACCGGUCUUUGAAUUCAGCCUCUAUCAUCUGAUGGAAGUCGAUGACCCCAAGGCACUGUUUCCGAUUCAUGUCUUCUCGGUCGGGACGAUGACGACGACGACGGGAGAACGGUCCGACCAGGCCGUUGUGGUCAUCAAGAAGGAAACCCCAGCAUUGACGUCAAUAGCGGAACCGGGUCCAAGAGCCAUCCGAGAUCUCGCGGCGGUUGUCCGGUCCAAGAACUCGGGGCCCUUUGAGAUCACACUGGACAUUCUUUUCGCCAAUGACUCGGAUUUCGAGCGGGCACGGAAGUCGAAUGUGCUGACGGCCGAGACGGUGCAGGAACUCUACCGUCUCAAGCCCGCAGACGACAUCAUCACUUUGAUGUUCUUCGAGCCCGCUCUCGGCCGGAAGUGCACUUUCAAGAGACCGUGGCCGCAGGGCAGCAUUGGAGAGCGGGACACAUUUGGCACUCAACUGCAUGCUCCGUUGUUUUCGGAUGUCAUUCCAUGA